AAUAUUUGGAAAGCUUUCGUUGAAGUCUAUUGCGCGCUGAUUUCAAGGAAGGUUUCAUGGCAACAGCGAUAUUGCCAUGGAAGCAGCUUCUCCUGAACGCAAUAGAGUCCAAUUCUCACCUCAAGCACUCUUCGUUCUUUUUGCUUGCAACAGUAGGAUCUACCGGGAGACCUUCCAAUCGAACUUUGGUUUUCAGGGGAUUUGAAGAGAAUAGUGACAAGAUUCUAAUCAACACUGAUUCCCGUACUCGCAAGAUUGAAGAUCUUAAGCAUUGCCCAUUUGCAGAGAUAUGCUGGUAUUUUACUGACUCUUGGGAGCAAUUUCGUAUCAAUGGAAGAGUCAAUGUCAUUGACGGCUCGAAUCCUGAUACUAUAAAGCUUCAGCAAAGAGAGAGAGCCUGGUUUGCCACUUCUUUCAAAUCAAGAUUACAAUUCUUGGGGCCUAAUCCAGGUCGGCCUUGUCUAACUGAACAAUCUCUUCAAGAAUCACCUCUAGAUAAUUCUUCAGGCCCUCUUGCUGCAUAUUGUCUACUAAUCAUCGAUCCAGAAAAAGUUGAUUAUUACAAUUUGAAGAGUAGCCAGAGGAUACUGUUUACCUCCAAUCAAAGUGUCAAUGGAGAAGAAAAGUGUUGGAGUUCAGAGAGGAUUAAUCCAUAGACUCUGCUGCGCAUUUUAAUGGCUACGAGCUGAAGAACUACAUUAGUUUGAGGUAUGCCUUUGAUCUCAUAUGCGCUUUUCAUUAAUUUAACAUUUAUAGACAUCCGUGGCAUGUUUCAUAUAGGUAGUCUACUGUUCUAUGUAUCUGCAUCGAUAAUUCUCAGUCAUGGUUGACUUAGGUUUAUCAGGUUUCUGAAAAAUUAAUCUGUAGUUUCAUUCCAA
Tripterygium wilfordii is the source of this 878-nucleotide messenger RNA. RefSeq names its product pyridoxine/pyridoxamine 5'-phosphate oxidase 2-like. Gene Ontology annotation, biological process: pyridoxine biosynthetic process. Gene Ontology annotation, molecular function: FMN binding; pyridoxamine phosphate oxidase activity. NCBI's taxonomy places the organism in Eukaryota, Viridiplantae, Streptophyta, Magnoliopsida, Celastrales, Celastraceae. Bases 57 to 656 code for a protein of 199 amino acids. The record is from RefSeq and is a predicted model, not a curated record. The transcript has 8 exons.